AUGAAGGUUUUCGGUUCGUUCCUCUGCCUGACCAUCGUGUCUGUUUUUGUCCUUCAACCUCUCGUUGCACAAAGCAAAAGGCUGCAUUUUGGGAAAUGUGCUUUGUCCGUCGACUUACCCGAAAUCAGAGAGUACUUCUCAGCAAUCAGACAAACAGUGGUAACGGAAGAUGUAUCUGGGCACUUGAGGCUCCUGAGUAAAUCUACAUUUCAUGGCAUUCAGGCUGAGGACAGCUGCUGCUUUCUGCGCCACUUGUUGAGAUUCUACGUGGAGAACGUGUUCAAACACUACACACCAACCAGCGACCUUAUCAAGAGGAAGACGAGCAGCCUGGCUAACUCCUUCCUCAGCGUCAAGAGAGAUCUUCGACAAUGCCUGAAUCAGAAUGCGGCUGUUGUUAAAGCCAUCGGUGAAAUCGAUAUUCUCAUACACUGGAUGGAAAAUUUUGAUUAG
Messenger RNA from Callorhinchus milii (elephant shark), 453 nucleotides. RefSeq names its product interleukin-20-like. The transcript is spliced from 4 exons. The record is from RefSeq and is a predicted model, not a curated record. Lineage: Eukaryota; Metazoa; Chordata; Chondrichthyes; Chimaeriformes; Callorhinchidae. The coding region runs from base 1 to 453 and encodes 150 amino acids.